Molecule: messenger RNA, 1261 nt
Organism: Hydractinia symbiolongicarpus
Lineage: Eukaryota; Metazoa; Cnidaria; Hydrozoa; Anthoathecata; Hydractiniidae
Exons: 4
Coding region: 440-1261 (273 amino acids)
Molecular function (GO): sequence-specific DNA binding
Source: RefSeq, a predicted model, not a curated record
UCCACUAAGUAAAUUCGGUCCAGUCCUCAAAGUACUUGUGAUGUCAUAAGAAAGUACCUAACUUUGCCGUUUAAUACAAAACAAGAGAGAAAAUAUAAGAAUCUCAACUUGCCUAACUAAUAAAAGCCUUUCUAAAAGAAUUAACAACUUCCUUGCAACAAGAACUUCCUCUUUUUUUUCGUAGUAAUGUUUUUCUCGGAAAAUCGAGGCAAUUUGAUUAUUGCAUCAGUCAUAACAUUAGCGCUCUACCACGGAUGUCCAAUAUAAACAAUUAUUUCCAGCUUAUAUUUAGCAUUUUUAUUAACACAACGGUAGAGUUCCUUAAAUAGCUAAUCCAAGUUAGCCUCGAAAUGAUAAAUCUUCUUAUCUUCCGUGGCGGGACCCUUGAGCGAGACGAAGAAACGGCGGGAAAAUUCCAUAAACAAGACUGCCAGUCGCUAUGCCGUUUUGUGUGGCUUUUGGUUGUUCAAAUCAAACAGAAAACAACAAAAAUGUUUCUUUCCACACCAUGCCUAAAAAGCAAUCAUUAUUUAAAAAGUGGGAAGUGGCUAUUGGGAGAACAGAUUUACCUCCAAGUGGAAGAUUAUGUUCUGAUCAUUUUGAACAGUCGUGUUAUGUCUCGACAACAACAUUAAAACAGGAACUUUGUGGUGACUUGUAUUCAGCACGUAAAGCUACCCGUCGCCGAUUGACACCUGAUGCCGUGCCAACCUUGUUUAAACAUAAGGAAAAUAAAAAUAAGGAGAGAAGCACUUCUGUUGGCCGAUCUACACGUGCUGAACAUGUUAGGAUUGUUACAGAGGCAAUGGCUUCAUUCGAAUGUGAAACAGAUGCUCCUGUAGUUUAUCACGACGAUACAUCUGAGAUAGAGCCUAUAACAUCAGAGGACCAUUUUCAGAAUGCUGAAGUUCAAACUGAUAGAAUUUACAACGUCCACGCUCAGACAGAUACAACAAACCUGAGACGAGUAACAACUACAGAUUUCGGUUGCAAUUUCAAGGAAAUCAUUUGCGAAGCAAACGUUUCAACACAAACUGACUUUGAUAAUAAUAUUAAUACACAGUUAGAACAAUCCAGAUUGUUGCAGUUUUGCACAUCGACGCCCAAUCGCCGUGAUUAUUCUUUUAGAGAUACAGAAAGUGGUUGCAGUGACGAUGAUAUGUCAUCCUCGACCUUUGGUUUUUCUUCAAGUCAGUUUAAAAUUAUUUAUGGGUGUGUGGUGUAUCUUGUUGACAGUAUCUACUUACGCGUGUAUUUUUAA